Messenger RNA from Pseudophryne corroboree (corroboree frog), 2040 nucleotides. Its product is annotated as homeobox protein Hox-D3a-like. The record is from RefSeq and is a predicted model, not a curated record. Gene Ontology annotation, cellular component: nucleus. Gene Ontology annotation, molecular function: DNA-binding transcription factor activity, RNA polymerase II-specific; RNA polymerase II cis-regulatory region sequence-specific DNA binding. Lineage: Eukaryota; Metazoa; Chordata; Amphibia; Anura; Myobatrachidae. Bases 268 to 1446 code for a protein of 392 amino acids. The transcript has 3 exons. Gene Ontology annotation, biological process: regulation of transcription by RNA polymerase II; embryonic skeletal system morphogenesis; anterior/posterior pattern specification.
CAGAGGGCCUCUUUACUGUGCUGGGAGAUGUACAGGACAGAAGGCAAAGAGGAAUACCCCUCAUUCAGGACUGAGGCCUCUUAUCAGAGUAUUGGGGCCGGAGGAAGACAUGGUCUGGGUCUAGAGCUAGGAUGCUGCACCAUUAUUUAUCCUAUGCUUGAUAGCCAGGAUCAUCUGCAAGGGCCACUCCAGGGUGCUACCUGACACCUGAUCCCUAAUUGGCCAGGGUGUCACAUUACUACUGUACAGGCUGAAGGAAGACAGAGGAUGCAAAAAUCACUUUACUACGAUAACUCAGCUUCUUUCGCAGGCUGUGACUUCCAGGACACCAGUGACAUGAGCUUCCUUGGACAACAAACUUAUGUCAGUGAAAAUGAAUAUGAGCCGUCAUACUGCCUUCAGACAGAAAGCACCACUAGCUCCACUAGCAAUAAAGGGGAGCCCACUGUUAAGGGCAUUCACUUUCAUCUGUCUGAUGUCUCAGAACAAGCCCAGCAACCCAAGCCACCAAACUCGGCUUCCCCUAACCCAAAAUCAACGGCGACCCAGGGCUGCACCUCACAGGCAAAUGCUGGACCAGGGUCUGCUGAGGUCACUGGCACCAAGAAAGGCAGCAAAAGUAACAACUUACCCAAGCAGAUCUUCCCCUGGAUGAAAGAAACACGUCAGAACACCAAGCAGAAGAGGCCAGCCCCCCCUCCGGCAGAAGAUGACAACUCAUUGGACAAUAGUUUCAUAAGUUCUGCAUCCAAGAGGGCUCGAACAGCUUACACCAACUCCCAGCUGGUGGAAUUGGAGAAAGAAUUCCAUUUUAAUCGUUAUCUUUGUCGCCCAAGGAGACUGGAGAUGGCCAAGCUCCUUAAUUUAUCUGAGAGGCAAAUCAAGAUCUGGUUCCAGAAUAGGAGAAUGAAGUACAAGAAGGACCAUAAGGGGAAAGGUGGAGGUGUGUCUCCUGGGGGGCUGUCUCCUAGCAGAAGUCCUUCUCUGAUACCUUACUCCAACCCUCUAUCCUUAGAUGAUGAAGGUGGCUAUGAUGUGUCUAUAUCUAAUGAGUACAGCAAGAGCCAGGGGAACAUGUAUGGUUUAGCAGCUUACUCGGCACCCCUGUUUGACAACCCACCAGGUCAAAAACGAUAUGGGAAUCAGUCCAUGACCUCUGAGUACGAUCACCCUUCUAUGCAUGGAGAUGCAGGCUAUGACACCCCUGGUUUGCAAAGCAGCCAGAGCUAUAUUGGAGGAAAUUACCUAGAGAAUGGGUCUGGCAACUGCUCCAUUUUCAAUAUCCCCCAUCCUUCCUCAGAUAGCAUGGACUACAGCUGUGCAGCACAGACACCAAGCAAACACCAUCUUGGACCGUGUGACCCGCAUCCCACCUACACAGACUUAAACAUACAUCCUGUGCCUCAGGGGUGUUCACAGGAGCCUCCAGUGCUGACACAUCUGUAGAAUUGUCUACCCUUUGAAACAUAAGGGUAAUUUAGUCUGUCCCAUUAUGCCAUUAAACAACAGGGAAAAAAAGACACAUGUAAACCCACCAACAGUAUGCCUCAACCCCUUAUGUAUUUAUAAAGCUAUGCACAAUACAGGGACUAUGCAUGGAGCAAAGUAAUGACACAUAAGUAACCAAUUCCAUUAAAUGAUACCUUACCCUCUGUAUAGUAUAAACUGUUAUGCCUGGGACGAAAUACCAUGGAAUGACGCGCUAAAAUACUAGUCUUUAUGGCUGAACUGUCAUAACUCUAUAAACUUGUCUCCAAAUCCCAAUCUCUAAAAUUUAGUUUUCAGUCUAAACUUGUAUUUAUGCAAAUCCGAUUCCUAGUUUUUGUAAUUUCUAAUUCUCUUUUUAGUAGAACAAAAAAAUGGAAACCUAUAUUUAUAUAAUUAGUUUAAAUAUUUUUUUUUUUUUGCCUCAAUUUGUCGGCUUGUUUUCUACUUGUCUGUUGUCUCGUUUAAUUUAUUAUUAGCUACAAAGUCAGAUCCACCGGUUUUAUCUUUUUUUCCCAAUUUCUUUGAAAAUCGGUCUGCUUUGAAGCGGUUUAU